This is a messenger RNA of Chara braunii, 1329 nucleotides long. The record is from the annotation of a GenBank genome assembly. NCBI's taxonomy places the organism in Eukaryota, Viridiplantae, Streptophyta, Charophyceae, Charales, Characeae.
CUGCGGCUGGCGUUCGUGGCGUUCGCAUAAGUGACGAUUGUCCCCUGCGGUUGUCGUCGAUGAGCACGGUCGUCUACGUGUUGGUGGCAAGGGAGACGACAUUGAUACGUGAGCGUUGGGAAAGGCAGACGACCAUCGUCAGUGCGUGGCUCCCAAGAUAUUGCACAGCCACCGACGCUGUGAUCUUCCGCGUGGCGGUGUUUGUGGAGUCCAGUGUUUUGAUUGACGUGAUGUCAUCGGAAGCGGCGUCUGGGAUGGACGUUGACGGCGGGGUAGGACGCGGCGGUUUGACGACGGCGGAGAGGACGGCUAUUGCAGCGGUGGUUAAUGCCGUCCUCUUCCGCUGUCAGAUGGCGAGCAAUGACGCGAACUUCAAAGCGACGGCUAUUGCUGCGGUGGUUAAUGUCGUCCUCUUCCGUUGCCAGAUGGCGAGCAAUGACGCGAACUUCAAAGCGGCUUUUCGUGCACGGUGCAAGUUGUUGGCGCUUCCGACGACUGGGCAGUGCUUGGAUGUCGCUGCCAUUUCCGACACGGUGCUGGAGGUCUGCUACGCGAUGGGGUGUGGGGGGUUUCCACGGGCGACUCCACGGUGGUGGGUGAAGCGGCGAACGGGCGGCACGUGGGAGGAUCUGCCGCAAUGUGAUGACGCAAUGGAUGAUUACUUCAAGGAGAAGCUUCGAAUGUCGCCUCGUGUUUUCCGCGAGAUCGUGGAGACUCUUUCCCCACUCCUUCAACGCCGUGUGAAGUUCUAUAGGGUGCCUUUGCAGCCAGACCACAUCAUUGCCUAUGCACUGUACAGGUUGGCCACGGGGGAGACGUACGACAGCAGGACGUGUAGCUUCGGCAUCGGGAGGGCUUCCGGCAUCACCGCGGCGCGUGACAUCACGGUGGCGUUGCUGACUGCUUACCCCGACAAGAAAUCAUGGCCCACUGGUUUGCAAAAGGCGGUCGUGUUGCGCGCCUUCACGGACAAGGGGUUUCCAAACUGCCAUGGGUGCAUCGAAUGCACACAUAUCUACAUUGACAAACUCGCGAACACCAACGGUGAGGACUACUGCGACAGGAGACGUCGAUUCUCCGUGCAGGCGCAUGUGGUGGUCGACAUGAACUUGCGUGUGCUGGACGUCUUCGUCGGUUAUCCGGGGAGUGUGCAUGACAUGAGGAUGCUGAACCGUCGAGUUUGUGGGUGCGCGCGGAGUCAGGACAACUUUUCACAGGGCCGCAUGUGAUGCUGCCUUUUGGUGUGCGGACUAAUGGCUACUUGCUCGGCGACAACGGUUCUCCGCAGUCGGAAUGGAUAGUUGUCCCUUAAGGCGGUCUCGCGCAACA